UUCUAUACUUGAAUUUUGUUUGCCAGAAACUUCUUUAGCUUUGACUUACAUUUUGCACCGUAGCAUUGCACCCAUGUGAAAAUCUAGUUGUUCUUGUAAACUUUUCAAUAAAUGGUUUCAACACCAUUUUAACUGUUGUGAAGCUAAGCCACUUGAAAUUCUUGGUGACAGAAAACAGCUAGCAAAUUUCUGAUAACGCUGCAACCUGUUUGAACUUCUUUUAUCUCAGGUGUUUGCACAAAUGAACUACAUUUAUGAUUGCAUCUAUAAGGAAAAGUAAACAAACCUAGAAUCUGAUUUGGAAUCUUGGAAAUAUUCUCAACAAAACAAACCUGAACAACAAUGUCAGUACUCUCUGCAUUAUCACGCCGGCUGCAGACUCUGACCACAGAUGCCAAGCCAGAUCCACCGAGAGUUAUUAUCGAAGACCCAGAACCCACGUCUCAUUCACCUCCGGAAAAGAUUAAACAGAAAUCUGCCCCAGUAACCCCGGAACCUAAUCGAUUAGGUACAGUCAUUCCUGUUGUUCGAAGACAAAGCUCUUCAUCGAGCCCGUCAGGUACAAAAUCAGAAUUUACCUAUGCAGGAAAUUUCGGUUACACCAGUUCUUCCAAACCAGAAGCACGACCUAAAAGUCCUCGAGCUAAGGCUAAGCCGAAAUAUAAAACAUCACCAAAUCCAAAUAUUGUCAAUUAUAACAUAGUUAAUUCGAAUGGAGUCAAAAUUGGUUCAAAAACAAGCUAUAUUUGCAACAUAAACCAGUACUCCGGAAGUGUUAACAGUGAUAGAGAUGGAUUUUCUCACAAACAAAAGGCCAAGUCAAUGCCACCACCUGUUGAGGCACUGAGUUCCAGUAAAGAAAUAAUUAGCAUUGAUGACAUGUUUCUAAUAAAAACUCACAUUGGGUACGGAUGGCGGGACUUAGCGAGGAGUUUAGGGUAUUCAGAAGGACAAAUUGAACAAUUUGAAGAAAAUCACAAGAUCAAAGGCGUGGAUCAGGUAGUUUAUCAAAUACUUCUCGAUUGGAAACAAACUCAAACAAAAGAUGCACAAUUGGGAGAAAUCAUCUCUAAAAUUUGGUUGUGCCAAGAGUACGAUUGUGCCGAACGAUUAGCAGCUUCUCAUAAAACUUCGAAAUAAUAGACUGAGUUUCUGCUGACUAAAAAUACUUAAUUGGUAUUCGUGAUGUAUGCAGUUAUGGCUGCCACACUGGAUACGCAGGUGUGAUAUCUUGGAGUAGCGGUGUUGCCGAUAUGGUUUUCAUCAGAUGUAAGUGUUAAGGCUUUUAUAGGAUUUUAUAUUAAUCAUACGAAAAUAAUAGAACGUAAAAAUGUGUAAGAUAAGAUAUUACGUUUCGUAAUCAUUAGGCAUUAAUAUCAAUGCUAUUAGUUGUAAUGAUUUUGAUUAUUUGUUGCAAGAUGAAAAAGAAAAUCAAAAUAUAAGUCAUGAAUGAUGGACUUCAAUUAUAGCGAUAGAUCUUAAUUCAUUCACACUAACGGUGCAAUACUCAAAUUUUAAAUUCAAAUGAAGACUAAUUCUCAAUGAGGGUGUUUAGAUGUCAUGCAUUGAAAGUAUUUUACGUUCUAUAAAAUCAUGGCGCGAAAAAUAAAGCCUUGUGUUUCUGUGUUAUAAUUAUAAAUAUAUGAACUCUUUAUUGCUGUGUUAAUUUUUACAAUUGUAUAUAACACAUAGGUAUGCAUAAUAAAAUAUUCAAUUGAUUAUUAUCUA
Molecule: messenger RNA, 1728 nt
Organism: Athalia rosae (coleseed sawfly)
Lineage: Eukaryota; Metazoa; Arthropoda; Insecta; Hymenoptera; Athaliidae
Gene: Imd
Product: protein immune deficiency
Exons: 4
Coding region: 343-1140 (265 amino acids)
Biological process (GO): signal transduction
Molecular function (GO): protein binding
Source: RefSeq, a predicted model, not a curated record